Molecule: messenger RNA, 1270 nt
Organism: Anneissia japonica
Lineage: Eukaryota; Metazoa; Echinodermata; Crinoidea; Comatulida; Comatulidae
Product: protein ERGIC-53-like
Exons: 10
Coding region: 20-1270 (416 amino acids)
Biological process (GO): endoplasmic reticulum organization; endoplasmic reticulum to Golgi vesicle-mediated transport; Golgi organization
Cellular component (GO): COPII-coated ER to Golgi transport vesicle; endoplasmic reticulum membrane; endoplasmic reticulum-Golgi intermediate compartment
Molecular function (GO): D-mannose binding
Source: RefSeq, a predicted model, not a curated record
UUUGUAGUGUUUACAAUGAAUGAAUAUUAAACAUUUUUUUUCUCUUUAUUCAGGUUUUAUAUGGAAUAAAUAUCAGACUCCAUACGACCACUGGGAGGUGGAGGUAGUGUUCCGGGUCACAGGACGGGGCCGUAUUGGGGCUGACGGUCUGGCUAUAUGGUACACCACAGACAAGAGCCAAGAUGGUCCCGUUUAUGGAAGUAUCGAUAAAUGGAAUGGCCUAGGAGUGUUUUUUGAUUCGUUUGAUAAUGAUAAUCAGCGUAACAAUCCAUACAUUCUUGCUGUUGUAAAUGAUGGCACAAAAAAUUUUGAUCACAACACUGACGGUUUGACGCAGCAGCUUGGUGGAUGUCUUCGUGAUUUCAGAAACCGGCCGUACCCAGUUAGGGCAAAGAUUGAAUACUACAAGAAAACCUUGACAGUGUCCUUUCACAGCGGAAUGAGUAACUCAGAUGCUGAUUAUGAGCCAUGUCUCAGAGCCAACAAUGUAGAGCUCCCGAAACAUGGAUACUUUGGAGUAAGUGCAGCUACUGGUGGGCUUGCCGAUGAUCAUGACUUGCUGAAGUUCCUGACUCACAGCCUCACACCCCCAGAUGCUGAGGAACAAGUUGGGGAUGGCCAUAUUACGGAAGAAGAAAGACAGAAAUUCAAGGAGGAAUAUGAACAAUAUUAUCAGAAGUUGGAAAAACAAAGAGAAGAAUACCGCCAGAAGAAUCCAGACAAAAACAAAGACUACGAUGAUUUGUUUGAAGAUCAGACAUCAAGGGAGCUCCGUCAAGUUUAUGAAGCUCAAAGUAAUAUUGUUAGGAUUUUGGGUUCUCUACAACAGAAAUUAGAUGAAAUUUCUGGCCGUCAAGAAAGAACCAUUUCUACGAUUACUAAUAUGCAACAAGCAGGAGGAGUGCAACCUGCUGGGGGCAAUCAAGGUCUGCCACAAGACAAUAUUAAGAGACAUGAAGUGGAUACGAUGUUACGAGUUCAAUCUGAUGUCCAACGAACAGUGAAUGAUUUAAGGUCUGCUGUUGGAGAUAUACAACAAAAAGCUAACUUUAUUCAUGCGAAGUCCCAACAGCAACAAGGCGGAGGAGGGGGCUUUGAUGGAGGUGUACUUACACAUGAAAUACAGGACAACCUUCGCAAUAUAAGAGCUGAUUUGGGCUCUUUAGUUAAAAGACCGGAGCAAAAACAGAUUGCUUGUCCACCCAUCCCAGAAUUUCCUACUUGCCUGACGCCAAUGUCAAGCUUUAAAUCGCAAUAUAUUUGUAUAUAA